Molecule: messenger RNA, 1686 nt
Organism: Aspergillus bombycis
Lineage: Eukaryota; Fungi; Ascomycota; Eurotiomycetes; Eurotiales; Aspergillaceae
Exons: 6
Coding region: 1-1686 (561 amino acids)
Biological process (GO): transmembrane transport
Molecular function (GO): transmembrane transporter activity
Source: RefSeq, a predicted model, not a curated record
AUGGGAAUCUCACAACUUUCACGGCGUAUUGUUCGUGAUACAGCCGAAAAGAAUGAGGAUACGGAGACUAGAGACAUUGGGGCCAGAGGUUCGGCAACUUUAGCCACCUUCCAAGACCAACAGUCAAAGAUUUUGCCUCAUAAAAAGUUAAUGGUGGUGUUUCCCAUCAUUGCCCUGGCCCAGAUGAUUGCGUACUUGGAUCAAACCUCGGUGUCAACGGCAUUGCCGGCCAUAGGAGCUGGACUUGAUAUGGGUACCUCGGUUUCUUGGGUUGCCACCAGCUUCCUCGUCGCCAGUACUAGUAUCCAACUGGUUAAUGGGCGUCUUAGUGAUAUAUUUGGGCGAAAGCCCCUUCUUCUAACAUGCUUAGGGAUACUAGCGGUUGCAGAUUUGUGUGCUGGGUUUUCCACGUCUCCAGCCAUGUUAUUUGCUUUCAGAGCAAUAGCUGGACUUGGAGGAGGUGCCAUAACAGCACUGGUAAUGAUCGUUGCUAGCGACAUCACAACUCUAGAACAAAGAGGAAAAUACAACGGUUUCAUCGGUGCCAUGGUCGGUUUGGGGAACGGACUAGGACCUCUGAUCGGUGGCGCAUUGACGCUGCGGGCCUCAUGGAGAUGGUGUUUCUGGUUUAUUGUUCCCAUUAUUGUCACCGUUAUGAUUGUACUUGCCCUUGCCAUCCCACCGUCCAAUGUCACAGGGGGGAUGGCAUCGAAGUUGCAGAUGAUCGACUGGUUAGGCUUAUUUGUCAGCAUUGCUGCUGUUCUUCUGACAUUGAUACCCCUCUCUCAAGGUGGUGCCGCGUAUGCCUGGAACAGCCCCCUCGUCAUUGCCAUGCUGGUGGUGGGAGGUGUGCUGAUAAUAGCCUUUGUGCUGGUGGAAUGGAAGGUGGCACGACUCCCAAUCAUGCCCAUACGUCUGUUCCAAAGCGAUGCGUCGGCAAAUCUUGUCCUCCUCCAGGGAACCCUCCAUGGUUUUGUGUAUUGGGCAAAUCUAUUCUAUGUCCCGGUGUACCUUCAGAACGUCCGGGGAUAUAACCCGGUAAUGUCCGGCGUGAUCAUCCUGCCCAUGGUGGCCUCCCAUGGAGUUGGAUCCCUGAUCUCGGGGCAAAUCAUCUCAUGGGCUGGUCACUACAAGUGGACCAUUAGUGUUGCCAACUUCGUCUGGUUGGUCGGUGUGGCCUUACAAACCCUCUAUACUCGAACGAGUCCUGUCUGGGCAAUCUGUGUGAUUGGGUUCCUCCAAGGGAUCGGGAUCGGGUGUGCAUUUCAGCCGGGGCUUGUAGCGUUACUGGCCCACUCACGGAAAGCGGACCGUGCCGUAGCAAAUUCCUUGCGGAACUUCCUUCGCAUCAUGGGUGGUUCAGUUGGGCUGACGGUAUCAGGAACCAUCGUAAACAACGUAUUACGCAACCGGUUAGAAGGCGUUAUUCCUGCGGAGAAUAUCGCAAAAAUCACCUCGUCUGUUCACACCCUGUCGACACUCGACCUUACCCCCCAGCAAAAGGAAAAGGUCCUAGAUGCUUACAUGGCAGGCAUGCAUGCAAACUUCAUCAUGUAUGCACCGGUUAUUGGCGUGUGCUUUCUCUGUGCCAUUUUGAUCCAGGAUAACGGGGUUGCCGAGAAGGAUAGCAAACCUGCGGCGAACGAACAGACGCAGGCGAAUGCUGUGGAUACGAGGUCUGCCUGA